UUGUUUCGUGUAUAAAACCAAACCGGUCCAAUCGCUGAGCUACCACACCCACAGUGAUAGAACCAAACCGGUCCAAAUCAGACAUGCAAAUUUAAACUCUAUCCAAAAUCUCGAAUGCCCAGACCUAAACUAAAUAAUGCUAAUAAAACCCCCACGAUUUAAAUGAGGAAAGAAAAAUAAACCCUAAAAGAAGUAGUUUAGGAACUACAGAUUUGGUCGGAGGUGGACGGUGGUCGUAGUUUCACACUGUUCCGCCCACCAUUCUCCUCUAAAAAGCAAUGCCCUUUCAACCUCCCUCAAUGAUUGUUUUAGCUUAAAAGAAGAAACUCCAUCUCUGUAAUAUCAACUAAAACACCUUAACCACAAGUUUCUUCCACUUCUUCUCACCACGCGUAUCACUUUCUCUGUUGUCUUCCUCUCCCUCCUCAUUUCUUUUUAUAUUUAUCCAACAAACUUCGCUUUUUUUCAAAACAUACCCUUUUUUUUUAACUCUUUCUUAAAGACUAUGGCUUUGCUCAUGACCAUCAUCUUAGGGCUCAUCUUAGGAUGGCUAGCUUUCGUUGUUGGGUUGCUCAUAGGAUGGGCAUGGAAACCCAGAUGGGUUUCUUCUCCUAGUGAAGAAAAAGUCCAGUCACAAUGCUCUGCUCCUAGAUCUUUCGAGUUGUCUUCGCCAUCAUCUCCUUCUCCGUUAAAGGGUUUUGGCUCAGCUCCUUGCUUCAAAGCUCUUGUUUGUGGCACGCGGAAUAUGGCUUUAAGACAACAGAAAACAGUUUCUCCUGUUUCUUCUUCUGAACAAGUACAUGUACUUGAUGGAGGGAAGAAAACAGAGAGGCUGCCUAAUACUGUAACAGAGUUAGAUUUGAGGAAUCUUGUGCAACUGGUUGAGAGGAAAGAUGGUGGUCUUCCUUGGAUUCAGAUGAUGGAUCAGUUUAUUCCUGGUAUGAGAUAUCAAGCUUGGUUAAGAGAACCUAAGAAUGGUCCUACUGAGUAUAGAAGCAGAACUGUGUUUGAAGAUGCAACUCCUGAGGUUGUAAGAGAUUUUUUCUGGGAUGAUGAGUUUAGACCGAAGUGGGAUACAAUGCUUGCUAGUUCCACAACUGUUGAAGAGUGUACAAGUACUGGGACCAUGAUUGUUAGAUGGAUACGCAAGUUCCCGUUUUUCUGUAGUGAUAGAGAGUAUGUGAUCGGUCGCAGGAUAUGGAACUGUGGCAAAUCUUAUUACUGUGUUACAAAGGGUGUUUCGGUUCCUUGUAUACCACGUAACAACAAACAAAAACGUGUGGACUUGUUCUACUCUAGCUGGUGCAUUCGACCAGUGAAGUCAAGAAGAGAAGAUGGAGUAACAAGUGCCUGCGAAGUGCUUUUGUUUCACCACGAAGACAUGGGGAUACCGAAGGAGAUCGCAAAGCUCGGAGUCAAACGAGGGAUGUGGGGAGCAGUGAAGAAGAUGGAGCCUGGUUUACGCGCUUACCAAGAGCAAAGACUCUCAAGAGAAGGAGGGUCCAAGCUUUCUCGGCCAGCUUUCAUGGCUCAGAUCAACACAAAGAUCACAUCAGAACAUAUCGUUUCGCUCAGCAACGGUGCAACGUCUGAAGCUGAAGCUCCUGAAACUGAAGCUCCAGUUACGUUGGACCGAGGAAAUGGAGGUGAGAAUUUGAAGAAACUGUUGUUUAUCGGUGGAGCUGUUGCGAUUGCUUGCACUUUGAGUGGUGGCGGUUUUGUUCCUCCUGCGGUUCUUCUAGGGUUUGGGAAAAGGUUUGGUGGAAGAAAACGUGAGCCCCAAGGAACAGCAACUACUACUGCAAGAAGUCAAAGUCAAACUUCUUCUUCAUAGAACGAAAAUAAAUAAUUCAAGAUUAGUUUUGAUUAACCUUUAUACAAAG
This is a messenger RNA of Brassica oleracea var. oleracea, 1883 nucleotides long. RefSeq lists its product as uncharacterized. Gene Ontology annotation, molecular function: lipid binding. The record is from RefSeq and is a predicted model, not a curated record. NCBI's taxonomy places the organism in Eukaryota, Viridiplantae, Streptophyta, Magnoliopsida, Brassicales, Brassicaceae. Bases 506 to 1834 code for a protein of 442 amino acids. The transcript has 6 exons.